AUGAUUUACUUUAAAUUUAAGAAAACAUUUAGAUCCCUCGUUUAUUCUUGCAAUUUUUACGUUUUUAGUUCAACGACACAGCAAACCAGUACGGGAUCAGAUCUAGCCCACAGAGCACCAAGUGGUGAUGUCAGAACAUGGUACGACGACCUCAACUCUCCCCUAAUCCAACAGGACGGUAACGAAAAGAGCCUAAAAUUAAGAUUCGACGUUAGUCAGUAUGCUCCAGAAGAAAUUGUAGUUAAAACUGUUGAUAAUAAACUAUUGGUUCACGCUAAACACGAAGAGAAGACAGAAUCAAAAUCCGUAUACAGAGAAUACAAUAGGGAAUUCUUACUGCCUAAAGGAACAAAUCCCGAACACAUCAAGAGCUCCCUAAGUAAAGAUGGCGUCCUUACUGUCGAAGCACCUCUUCCAGCGAUCACUUCAGGAGAAAAAUUAAUUCCAAUCCAACAUUAA
Molecule: messenger RNA, 459 nt
Organism: Diabrotica balteata
Lineage: Eukaryota; Metazoa; Arthropoda; Insecta; Coleoptera; Chrysomelidae
Source: the annotation of a GenBank genome assembly